UGUGGGGGUGAAUUCGUCAAUUAACACGGAAACACCCCAGUUGCCACCUAUAUCCGCACUCACCGAAAAUCUUCACACACCAUGAAACGGCAAUGGAUCUUUAUUUCUUCCUUGAUUAUGGCAAUAACUUGUACUUCUGAAUUAAUGGAGCCUAAAUUGAUCUUAACGGUGUUUCUUUUAAUCUCUGCAACUGUCACUUCUGAGUACAUCAGACCUCCACCUCGCAAAACCUUGCAUUUCCCAUGGAGUUCCAGGCCUUCUUCUCAUCCCCAGCAGGUACACAUCUCUUUGGCUGGAGACAAGCACAUUCGAGUCUCAUGGGUAACUGAUGAUAAAUCUAGUCUGUCAACUGUUGAAUAUGGAACUUCGCCUGGAAGGUACAGUGCUAUAUCUCAUGGGGAGAGCACAUCUUAUAGUUAUCUAUUAUAUAGCUCUGGAAAGAUACACCACACUGUCAUUGGGCCACUAGAACCCAGCACUGUUUACUUCUACCGAUGUGGAGGACAAGGUCCUGAAUUCCAACUGAAAACUCCUCCGGCUCAGUUGCCAAUUACUUUCGCUGUGGCUGGAGAUUUAGGCCAAACUGGCUGGACUAAAUCAACUCUAGACCAUAUUGACCAAUGUAAAUAUGAUGUGCAUCUGCUCCCUGGAGACCUUUCAUAUGCAGAUUACAUGCAGCAUCGGUGGGACACAUUUGGUGAAUUGGUCCAGCCACUUGCUAGUGCAAGGCCAUGGAUGGUGACAGAAGGGAACCAUGAAGAAGAAAGCAUACCUAUAAUUAAGGAUGGUUUUCAAUCCUAUAAUUCUAGAUGGAAGAUGCCCUUUGAGGAGAGUGGUUCAAGUUCAAAUCUUUAUUAUUCUUUUGAAGUUGGAGGAGCCCAUGUUAUUAUGCUUGGUUCCUAUACGGAUUAUGAUGAAUACUCAGAACAAUAUAAUUGGCUCAAGGCUGAUCUAGCUAAGGUGGAUCGGAAGCAGAUACCUUGGCUACUUGUUCUAUUCCAUGUGCCUUGGUAUAAUAGCAACCAUGCUCAUCAAGGUGAAGGGGAUGGGAUGAUGGCAGCUAUAGAGCCAUUAAUUUAUGCUGCUGGUGUGGAUAUAGUGCUAGCUGGGCAUGUGCAUGCUUAUGAACGCACGAAACGUGUAAAUCAGGGAAACUCUGAUCCCUGUGGUACUGUUCAUAUAACCAUUGGAGAUGGAGGAAACAGAGAAGGUUUAGCCCCCAAAUACAUAAAUCCACAGCCAGAAUGGUCAGUCUUCCGGGAGGCAAGUUUUGGUCACGGCGAACUCAAAUUAGUGAAUUCAACUCAUGCUUACUGGACCUGGCACAGAAAUGAUGAUGACGAGCCCGUUAGGUCUGAUCAAGUUUGGAUAACCUCAUUGGUUAGUUCAGGAUGCUUAGAUGGAAAAAGACAGCUAAGGAAGAUUCUAAUGUGACCUUAGAAUGGUUGCAUUUCCACUUCCCACAUUGCUAGAUUACAUCAAUGAGAGUUUAUGCUUUACAGGACAAUGUAAAUAUUUUACAUGCUUAUGUCAACCGAAUAGUUGGUGCUAGAAUUGGUAGACAAUGUAUUAUCAAUUAAAUUGUUGUCUCCAACUGAAUUUGGUAAUCAAGCUCUCAACUCGAGUCUGUUCAUGCCUGUUAUCCUGUCAACGGUGUAUGACUGACUGGAAAUAGGCUUUAGUAAGUUUUACGUAUUGCAGCUUUUGUUGUUUUGUACAAGCAACUUAUGUUUUUAUUGAAUGAAUUCAAUUUAUCAGACAUUAUGAAAGAUGAA
Molecule: messenger RNA, 1775 nt
Organism: Hevea brasiliensis (rubber tree)
Lineage: Eukaryota; Viridiplantae; Streptophyta; Magnoliopsida; Malpighiales; Euphorbiaceae
Product: purple acid phosphatase 18
Exons: 5
Coding region: 82-1434 (450 amino acids)
Molecular function (GO): metal ion binding; acid phosphatase activity
Source: RefSeq, a predicted model, not a curated record